This is a messenger RNA of Copidosoma floridanum, 777 nucleotides long. RefSeq names its product translation machinery-associated protein 16. Gene Ontology annotation, cellular component: nucleus. NCBI's taxonomy places the organism in Eukaryota, Metazoa, Arthropoda, Insecta, Hymenoptera, Encyrtidae. The record is from RefSeq and is a predicted model, not a curated record.
GAUAAAUAAGAGUAUAUUUAUAAGAAGCAGGGAAACAAAUAGGGGUACCGAUAUAAUUAUAUUUUAUUGUGUCGGUAAAUCGUUAAAAUGCCUUCAGCUUCUGAAAAAUCGGCAAAAGGUAAAUCGGCACGUGUUGAAGAAACAUUAUUGUUGCAUCCCAAAAGCAGAAAAUGUCGAGCAGUGGUGAAAAAGUUACGCAAAGAUACGAAGAAAGAAAGGAAUAAACAAGAAACGAAACUGAAACAGUCUCUGAUUGCCGACAAAUUACUUUGGUUUCAGAAAAACAUGGACUCAAGUGUAUGUCCAUACACAGUUGAACUAACUACUGCAUUAGUUGAAAAGUACAUGGCACGUAAUGAUGAAGAAUUGGAGCAAAUCAAUAUAAAGCGUUCCAUCGGAGUCCACAGAAAUAAGCAGCACAUUGGUCGAGAACAGGCUAUUAAUAUGACUAAGGAAAGAGAAAGAAAUGAUUUUGAAAGCUGUGGAUUAGAAAUUCCAGAUAUUUUAAACAUAAGUCAAUGCAGUAUGCUCCAAAAAUGGAAUGGAGACUUGAAACUUAUACCAGCUUUUAAAUUCUGUCAUUUCAAAAAAAGACAACUUGAGGAUAAAUUGAAAAAAAAACAAGAAUCAAAUCACAAAAAAGGUCGUAAGGAGCCACAAAAUGAUUGUACAGGAGAAGCUACCACUCAAAAUCAAAGUGAUGUAAGCAAAGUUGUUGAUACAGAAAUUUCAACCAGUAUUAGUCAGACAACUGAAGAUAAAAUGGAUGUUGAAUGA